Messenger RNA from Vanrija pseudolonga, 1617 nucleotides. Its product is annotated as putative transporter. Gene Ontology annotation, cellular component: membrane. NCBI's taxonomy places the organism in Eukaryota, Fungi, Basidiomycota, Tremellomycetes, Trichosporonales, Trichosporonaceae. Bases 1 to 1617 code for a protein of 538 amino acids. The transcript has 5 exons. Gene Ontology annotation, biological process: transmembrane transport. Gene Ontology annotation, molecular function: transmembrane transporter activity. The record is from RefSeq and is a predicted model, not a curated record.
AUGUCGACCGCCCCGCCCACACUCAACGACACAAAGGGCCACGCGGUGCCCCCGCCGCCGGCGUCGCUGACCGACGAGGAAAAGUCGGACGCCGGGACGCUCGAGGGCGCCUCGGAGAGCGACCUCCAUGCGCGGUGGUACGAGCCGCCUGAUGCCUACGAAUCCAAGCAUCGCUGGGACCCCAGGGCGACAUGGACUCCCGAAGAAGAGAAGAAGCUCGUCCGCAAGCUCGAUGUCCGCGUCGCGGCAGUCGCAUGUCUCUGCUUUGCCGCGCUCCAGCUCGACCGCGGCAACAUCACCAACGCGCUAUCAGACAACAUGCUCAAGGACCUGCAUCUCACCACGGGUGACUACAACACUGGCAUGACCAUCUUCUACGUGUGCUUCCUGGCUGCCGAGCUGCCGUCGCAGAUGAUCUCGAAAAAGCUGGGCAGCGACGUGUGGAUCCCGAUCCAGAUGAUGGCGUGGUCGGCCGUCGCCAUGGGUCAGGCGGGCCUGAGCGGCAAGGCGUCCUUCUACGUCACGCGCGGCCUCAUGGGCCUCAUCGAGGGCGGGUUCAUCGCCGACACGAUCCUCUACCUCUCCUACUACUACACGCAUGCCGAGUUGACCACGCGCCUGUCCUUCUUCUGGGUCAGCUACAUGGGCACCAACAUCAUCGGCGCGUUCCUCGCCGCCGCCAUCCUGGAGGUCCGCAAGCGCGGCCACGAGGGCUGGCGCUACCUCUUCGGCAUCGAGGGCGCCAUCACCUUCAUCAUUGGCGCCUGGGCGUGCUGGUACCUCCCUGCUGGCCCGACUCAGACUGGCAGCCGCUGGCGCCAGGCGUGGCUCAACGAGCGCGAGGAGACAAUCGUCGUCAACCGCGUACUCCGCGACGACCCGACCAAGUCGUCCAUGCACAACCGUGAAGGCCUGUCGCUCAAGGAGCUGUGGCUGAGCAUCACCGACUAUGACCUUUGGCCGCUGUAUGCGCUCGGCUUGCUGUUCUUCAUCGCCCCCGGCACUGUCGGCGCAUACUUCACCCUCACGCUCCGCAGCUUGAAGUUCUCCACGUUCCAGACCAACAUGCUCAUCAUCCCGAGCCAGGUGCUCUUCUGUAUCGGCAACUUGACCCUCGCGUUCCUCGUCCGAAGGUACAAGGAGAGGCUGGCCACGGCGUCGCUUGCCGCAUGGUGGCUCCUGAUCUGGUUCAUCGUCCUUGUCUGCCUGCCCGAUCACUCUUCAAAGUGGCUCAAGUGGGCUAUCCUCACGCUCAUCGUCGGUUACCCUUACCCCCACCCAAUCCUCGUCUCGAUGAACUCGUCCAACGCCGGCUCCGUCCGAACCCGCACCGUCGCGUCUUCCCUCUACAACAUGUUUGUGCAGGCGUCGUCGCUCGUCGCGUCCAAUGUCUACCAGCCCUCGGACGCGCCCUACUACCACAAGGGCAACCGCGCGCUCAUCGGCAUCAUUGCCGCCACCAUUGUCCUCUUCUACCUCUCCAAAGGGUGGUACAUUUGGCGCAACCACCAGCGUGACAAGAUCUGGAACUCGUGGACCAACGAGCAGAAGGACGAGUACAUCCGCACCACCAAGGACAAGGGCAACAAGCGCCUCGACUUCCGGUUCCUCCACUAG